AUGGGCCCAUUCAAAAGCUAUUAUGCAAGUGCUUCGGAAAAUUUUAUGCGCAAAUUCCCUGGCAAAGCCAUAACGCUGUACGACGUGGCGGAAUUGAUGGGUGCGGCAUAUUUGAAAGCCGCUUCAGCAGAAGUGGCUGAGAACGGUUUCCGAAAGUCUGGCAUUUGGCCUUUCAAUAGGAACGUGUUCAGUGAUGAGGAAUUUGCUCCAUCCGAAGUGACCGACCAGCCAGAAAUCCGACCAACAAAUCCGACAGUAAAUCCCGAUCAGCCAGCAAUCGCCACCGACCAGGUAGAAGUCACGACUGUUACUUUAAUCACGGUAACUAAACCACUGGUGCUUGACGGAUCAACAGUACAGCAGAUCCCUAUGCCGAGUUCAAUCAGUUUUCCUGAGUUAACCGGUAAUGAGGUUCUUGACGAUAAUCAAGAUGAUGCCAAUCAAAUAAUCAGCAUUAAACCAAAAUCUGAAGCCUCUCCGAACUCCUCAUUCACCAUAUCACCGAAGGACAUUCUACCACUUCCGAAAAUGGCAGCUCCGAGAAAUGCAAAGCGCAAGCGUAAGGCAGAACAGGCAGUUGAAAUUACCGGAGAAAACUAUCUUCAAAGCUUAGCCACAUCGGAAGCAGCAAAGACCAUUAAGGCCAUAAAAAAAGGACGAAAAACAACGAAAAAACGAACCAAGGUGCAGAAGAAAGCUGAGAUUUUCGAAGAUACGUUGUGCGAUCUCUUCGGUGCAUCUUUUUCUGAUUCCGUUGAUGGCCAAGGAUGGAAGAAGUGUCAUUCCUGCUUGAUGUGGUUCCACACAGAAUGCGGUACGAACGAAGACGAUCUCGGAUGCCGAUUCUGCAACUGA
Aedes albopictus (Asian tiger mosquito) is the source of this 855-nucleotide messenger RNA. RefSeq lists its product as uncharacterized. The record is from RefSeq and is a predicted model, not a curated record. Bases 1 to 855 code for a protein of 284 amino acids. The transcript has a single exon. Lineage: Eukaryota; Metazoa; Arthropoda; Insecta; Diptera; Culicidae.